GAAAGUGAAUUCUCCAGUAUAUAAACCCCAGCAGAGAGGGCAAACAUUGAAGAUACAAGCAUGAUGAAGUUUGUGGUCCUGGCUGUUCUGUUUGUUGGAGCUUAUGGAUGUGGGCUGCCCACCUACCCUCCUAUUAUAACGAGGGUUGUGGGGGGUGUGGAUGUCCGUCCACACAGCUGGCCCUGGCAGAUCUCCCUCCAGUACAGUAGUGGCAGCAGCUGGUACCACACUUGCGGUGGAAGCCUUAUUUCCGAUCAGUGGGUUUUGACUGCUGCUCACUGCAUCAGCAGUAGCAGAACUUACAGGGUGUAUCUGGGAAAACAUAACCUGAAGGAGGAGGAGAACGUAUCUGCGGCCAUUGCCGCUGGAAAGAUCAUUGUCCACGAGGACUGGAAUUCCUUCACUAUUCGUAAUGAUAUCGCCCUGAUCAAACUGGAGAGUCCUGUCACUCCAAAUGACACUAUCACUCCUACAUGUCUGCCUGCUGAUGGCCAUGUUCUGCCCCACAAUGCUCCCUGCUAUGUCACUGGUUGGGGACGUCUCUACACCAAUGGACCCCUUGCUGAUAUCCUGCAGCAGGCUCUUCUGCCUGUGGUGGAUUAUGCCACCUGCUCUAAGUCUGACUGGUGGGGCUCUCAGGUCACACAAAACAUGGUCUGCGCUGGUGGAGAUGGUGUUGUUGCUGGAUGUAAUGGCGACUCUGGUGGCCCCCUGAACUGUGCUGGUAGCGACGGCGCUUGGGAGGUCCACGGUAUUGUGAGCUUUGGUUCAGGCCUGAGCUGCAAUUAUAACAAGAAGCCCACCGUUUUUACUCGUGUGAGCGCCUACACUGACUGGAUCAGCAAGAACAUGGCCAGCUACUAAAGAGCAAACAGAAAUGGGUUUUGUAUCACCGACGCCUUGAACAAUAAAAAUGUUAAAAGGCA
Sinocyclocheilus grahami is the source of this 926-nucleotide messenger RNA. RefSeq names its product elastase 2 like (gene ela2l). Gene Ontology annotation, molecular function: serine-type endopeptidase activity. Lineage: Eukaryota; Metazoa; Chordata; Actinopteri; Cypriniformes; Cyprinidae. The transcript has 8 exons. The record is from RefSeq and is a predicted model, not a curated record. Bases 61 to 864 code for a protein of 267 amino acids. Gene Ontology annotation, biological process: proteolysis.